AUGAAACAACAGGAAGAGGCGAUAAACGUUGCCUCUUCCGACUUUGAAAAGGUCCGGGCCGCCCAAUCGUGCUCUUGGUCGCAGCAUUGGGUUGAAACGGAGCUAAUAGUCGAGCCAGCCAAGUGCCAUGUCCAACGAAUGAUUGACAAGGGGACGGAGCCAAACCCCUGCAGCCUUGCCAAAGGCGUCCCACCCGACCUGAGACGUCGUCGUCUCAGGUUAGAGGGUGAAAUCUCCUGCCUGUCUCUGCACAGCGCACACAAAUACCAAGGUACUCGUACAAACAUUGAAGUCAUCUCUGCCGGAAAUCAGUGGUUGAGAGCCAACCCAACACGCCCACCAUCGCCAUCCUUCGAGCACUCGAGCAAUCGCUCGUGCGCAGGAGCCACGAUGAGGCACGAGCUUGUUCGAGUAUCGAAAAUCAGUGGGCAGGCCAAGCGGGAUAGCGCUGGGAGGGUGGGGCAGGACCCUGACAAGAAGAGAAGCAGAGGAAAAAAUCUAACGAGUCACAAAGAAGAAGCAGCAGCAGGAGCCCUACCAGUUUUAACAUUUGGUGAAGAGUGGGCGCCUGUGCAGCGGUGA
Molecule: messenger RNA, 582 nt
Organism: Trichoderma virens Gv29-8
Lineage: Eukaryota; Fungi; Ascomycota; Sordariomycetes; Hypocreales; Hypocreaceae
Exons: 4
Coding region: 1-582 (193 amino acids)
Source: RefSeq, a predicted model, not a curated record